AUGCGACGCCCAAGGAGAUCCAACUUGACGAGGCAAGCAUUGGAAACUUCCAUCUUUGACCAGCAUGUACGAGAUCCAGCAAAAGAGCGCCUACGAUUUGAGCUUCGAAGUGGCAGCAUUUCAUCAUUUCUUGAGCCACGAUUGGAAAACCAGCCGCUGGGCCAAGUAUUGGUCAAUCCUGAUCCUCUUCAACCUCCGUGCAGCUACCAUUGUAUGGUCGCUGCGCGAUUCCUGCCGUGGCUGGUCUUCGUUUUCUUCCUCUGCUUCUGGCAGAGUCUGCGCAGCGUUUUCAGACGACCCUUGGUCGUGUUCGUUGACAAACUCUGCAUCGCACAGCACGACCCGGCACUCAAAGCCAAGGGCAUCCGGGGGCUGUCGACUUUCCUGGACAGAUCGGAAGAGCUGACGAUCUUGUGGUCCUCCAGAUACUUCACCCGUCUGUGGUGUGUCUAUGAACUGGCCACUUUCCUCCGUCAUGGCCAAGCACAACAGGUGAAGCUGUUUCCCGUGGCUAUGGCGCGGGUCUUGUUGGUCAUUGCCAGCUCCAGUGUCCCUGCGAGAAUCCUGGAUGAUUUCAACUACAUUUUGGGAUCUUCCGAUAUUUUCGCGGCUGUCAUCCAAUUUGCUUGUAUCUUGCUGGUGCAACCGCUGAUUCUUUACCUGUUGUUGGGUGUGAUGGCCGACGUCCAGAACCUCGAGAAACAGUUCAAGGAAUUCUCCAUCCAAAAGUCCCAAUGUUUCUGCUGCACCAGUGAUCAUCGACAUCCUGACACCGGUGAGACAUUGAUGUGCGACCGGAAGUUCGUCUAUGAAGCUGUCAGAACCUGGUAUGCAGCGGGGGCUGAUGGAGACAAUGGAGAUUCAAUACAUUUUGAGAAAUUUGACCAAGUCGUGCGAACCAGCUUGCGUAGCAGCGUCUUGGAAGGUGCUGAAACCGUGUUCCUUCCCUUCAAAAUCAUGUUUUGCCUGGCAGUUGUGAAUCAAGCACCAGCUGUUGUUCAGAUGAUGACGUGGUCAGAGGCUGAUAUGCUGCGGUAUGGUGUUCCUCCAGUGUCUGAAACAAGUCGAUGCCGGCUUUUUAUUUCGAAUCUGCAAGUGGAGCUCCCACUUGCUGCGGAUGUCCCGGCUGAAAGUGACACUGCUGGUGUCACCACUGCUGGUGUUGGUGAGAAGCUGGAGGGCAUGCAAGAUGCCUUGAAAGGCUUCCAAGCAGCCAAUGGAGUGCUGUGGUUCCAUCAAGAAGCAGGACCCGGCGUUUCCGCUGAGUUGAUGGUGGGGGGAGGGAUGCAAGAACCCAGUCCAAAACUGCAGAAGUAUGGCUCAAGGAGGGGUCACAUUUUCACAGUUCCAGACACAGUUUCACAGUCUUCCGAAGCCAUGGCGGAUGCUGAGUAUAGCCUUCGAUUUCAAUCGACCACCUAUGGCCAUCUAUCGAUCACCUCAGAUGAUGAGGCCCGAAACCUAGCCACUCCUCAAACCUGGAGAGAGGCUCGGAUCCACAGCGUCCAUAGCAUCCUUGCCAAAACCGUGGGAAUCGUGAGAUCUCUGGAAUGCCAGCUGCUCCUUGUAUGCUUAGUCCUAGCUUGGGCUGUGUUGGUGGUGGUGAAGAACUUCCAACUCAUCAAUGACCCGCCUCACCCAGAAAUUGUCCACCAAUGGCGGCCGUGGUUUUCUGGGCCAGGCCUCACACCUGAGGCCUUGGUCUGGUCUGCUUGGACCCAGGCCAUCAUCCUCCCACUCCUUGGUUACCUUGGCACGGCAUCCUUUAUCCUGCGCUUGGGAAGUUCAAAGAGUCUCUGGAUGGAAAUUCGGAGCCUUGUGGCGUCCCUCUUGAUUUUCUUUCUACUCUCGCUGUGGGACUAUCUGAUCUUUAGAGGCCCCAACGAGCGUCCCACUGAAGAGCUGAAGCGCAAGAUUAUUGAACUUUCUUGGACCGGCCACGUAUGUCUCCCCAGUUUGACGGCUAAGAAGCUUACUCUUCUUGGGAGGACGGGACUAUCUACUCUUUUGGGCCUUGUGAUGUGGUUCUUUUGGUUUUUGCUUGCCGUGAUGCUGUCUUGGAUCGGGGCGGCAGUUGCGAUUGGCAGCUGGCCAUUUCUGAUCCUUGCCACGGGGUUGCAGGCAUGGGCAUUCUGGGCGGCGGCAGAAGAAGCAUCCCAAUUGCGAGAGAUUCGGAAGAACUGGGGAGGGGAAGUUGAUCGAGAGGUCUUCUUUCUCCGAUGUGCUGCAGUUCUUAGCAUUUGGCAUUCGGUCUAUAUGCCACUAGCGGGGUAUUUCUGUGUUCCUAUCAUUGGCUUUGCCUGGUACCUCGCUUUGGAUGCCUUUUUCAUGUUUGUCACGAUGCACGUACUUGGGUAUGAGGCCGGCACUCUGAAAGAUCUGAAAGCACCAGGCAACAUGGCAAGACUCCAGUGCAAGCGAAUCGCUUUCCCAGGGAAGGUGAACCCAGAAGUGAAGGAUUGCAUCGUAAGCGGAGAGAUCCCGCAGAAACAAGGUCCCGAAUUUGACGAACGUCUGGUUGACGAAAUUUUACAGUUCGAAACCUAUUGGUCGCCAGCUGAAGGAGCCGCCGAAAUCGCUUUCUGUUUCGGGCGGGCUCUCUUCUUCGGGGAGCUCCCAAGCAGUUCCGACGGAGGGCGUUUGUUUGAUACGGAAGCCGACACCGAGGCAGGGGCUGUCGGUUCAAUGGCCGCAAAGGGAGGAGUAUUCCCCAUUGGUGUCGGAGCCGCUGAAGAUGCCGAAAUCGCUGGCGGUGAUGUAGUCCCAGGUAUUCAAUUCCCCAGCCGUCGCGAAACGAAAGAGUGGGAUGAUGCAGUUGAGGAAGCACAGAGACAGUCAAGUCUUUGCAGUUUGGCUUGUGUUUUCUUGACCGACACGCAGAGCGGGCUCGGUGGCCACGCUGAAGAUCCUGAAGGAUGUGGAAGUUGUUUUUGCCAAGCACUCUACGGGAAAGUGGAUCCAGCAGCCUACCUCAGCACAGUCGAGGAGGAGCUGACGGAACAAGAGAUGCUAUUCAAGAAAAGCGAUGCUGAGGCGAUGGGCCAGGUUCUCCUCAUUCGUGAAGAAGAAAAUGAUGCUUCCUGGACCGCGAGGAAGAAAAAAGCACUCCUAAAAGCUGCCGCCAAAUGCAAGGAGAACCGCUACCGCGCGCCGUGGGGGUGCCGAUGGUUUGCCGACUGGAAGGAGAACGUGGACACAGCCCAUCGGCAAAGGCAAAAGUUUCACGUUUUCUACUUUGAAGGGAAAGUCGGAUGUGGGAAAAUUGCCUGGGAGGACCUCAAAGAUGAGACGAAACUGCAGGAGGUUCGCGAUAGCACGGGCCUAGGCAAGUCGCAAACCGCAGAGGUCGCAUGGUUAGAUCGCUUGCGCAUCCCCUACGAGGAGCACGAUGUGGGCUGCAUGUGGCACGACCAACAUUUGUGGUUCCAGCAUAGGAAUUUCUGCGAUGUAAUUGUCAGUGGCCCACGUGCUAUCAGAGCCAUGGGUUUCAUAAAGCUCGACCAGCCUGUGGCGAAGCUGGCGGUGAUGCACGUCGGCAACGACGAUGAGGAAUUGCGAGGAUUCCGCGAGUGCGGCCCCACCGCUACACUUGGCACCUACAACCAUGAUGAAAACCUGAACAUCAAGGUCCCCGGCCCCGAGAUUUCGAGGUUCACCGGCCCCAGAGGCAGUGGCGCCUGCCUGGUCCAAACCCUGCUGCGUCAAGUUCUGCCAGUGGCCAUGCGUCUUCGCCGCGG
This is a messenger RNA of Cladocopium goreaui, 3737 nucleotides long. NCBI's taxonomy places the organism in Eukaryota, Dinophyceae, Suessiales, Symbiodiniaceae. The record is from the annotation of a GenBank genome assembly.